AUGUCUUCAAAUACGAUGACUCUGAUUGAAAAGCUGUCAGGAAGAGAUAAUUAUCCCACCUGGAAAUUCUCUGUGCAAACUUACCUUGAACACGAGGAGUUGUGGGAUUGCGUCGAGUCUUCAAAUGAAGUUGAUGUUAAAAAGGACACCAAAGCCAAAUCCAAGAUAAUUUUAUUGGUUGAUCCUAUCAACUAUAUACAUAUUCAACAAGCUAAAACGGCAAAGGAGGUGUGGGAUAACCUGGCAAAAGCUUUCGACGACAAAGGACUGACCAGGCGAGUCGGAUUAUUGAGAGACCUGAUCACAACGACACUAGACGGAUGCCAGAACAUCGAGGACUAUGUUAACAGAAUUAUGUCAACUGCCCUCAAGUUAAGAAACAUAGGUUUCAUUGUAAACAAUGAAUGGUUGGGUACUUUACUUUUGGCAGGAUUGCCGGAUGUUUAUCAACCAAUGAUAAUGGGCUUAGAAAGUUCUGGUUUGGCAAUUACAGCUGACUUAGUAAAAACCAAGCUCCUUCAAGACAUUAGAAAGUCAGAUAAUGCUGCGCUGUAUGUUAACAGAAGUAAAAUUAACUCACAGAAUGCCAAACAAACUUCAGACAAAUCAAGUAAAGCAAAUAAAGGUCCAAGGUGUUUUAUCUGCAACAAGUAUGGGCAUGUAAGCAAGUACUGUAGAAGCAAGAAAAAGGAACAAAAGUCAAAUGAGAACUCCGGCUAUGUGGCAGUAUUUUCAGCAUCAAUGAGUAAUGACAAUGGCUGGUAUGUAGACUUGGGAGCAUCAAUGCAUCUCACAAUGCACCGUGACUGGCUCUAUGAUGAAAUACCACCUCUGGUUGAUACUAUUAAAGUGGCUGAUGACAAGAAACUCACUGUGAAAGCAUGUGAAUUCACUUCAGAACCUGAUACACAUAAAGCUGAAAACCAUAAUAGUGAAUUAACAUUAGAAACAUCAGAACAAAGUGCAACAAGUGAUGAGUCAUAUCACUCAGAUGAAGGAUCUUUGUAUGAACCUGAAGAAACAAUAGAUUUGCAAGACAUAUAUUCAAAUGUGACAACCAGAUCAAAAAAUAGAAGAAAUAUAGAAGAAAUAGUUGACGAUUUAAAUGGUUGCGAGAAUGCAGAAAAAGAAGAGACUGAAACUAAGGAUGAAUGUCAAGGACCAUCUCAUGCUGAAGCUUUUGAAGCUCUAGAAAUAGCUUUUAAGUGGUUUGAAAGACAGGAGGAAUCGGAUUCCUUACAGCUGUUACAACUGAUGCGCAUCAGGGAUUUAGCUGCAUUGAAAAGAUGUGAUUCAUUACGUCAAAGAUCAAUAACAAGUUAUUUUCAACCAAAAUUGUAA
Molecule: messenger RNA, 1341 nt
Organism: Danaus plexippus (monarch butterfly)
Lineage: Eukaryota; Metazoa; Arthropoda; Insecta; Lepidoptera; Nymphalidae
Exons: 3
Coding region: 1-1341 (446 amino acids)
Molecular function (GO): zinc ion binding; nucleic acid binding
Source: RefSeq, a predicted model, not a curated record